AUGACAGCUCCACCCGCCCGGCAGUGGGGUGUGACUCCUCCUAUCUCAACAGUUCUUCCACUUCCGGCAGAAAAGCAAGCAAACGAUGAUCUCAUUGCUGAGCUCAAGGCGCAGAACAACUUUGAGUCGCCCGCAGAGACAGAGCGGAGACAACAGAUGAUUGGGCUACUUCAACGCGUUGCGCUGGAAUUCGUUAAGAUUGUCGGUCGUAAGAAAGGCUUGUCUCCUGCUGCUGUUGAGGCAGGUGGAGGUAAGGUUUUCACCUUCGGUAGCUACAAAUUGGGUGUCUACGGUCCAGGUAUGUUGGGUGCGAAGGAGUGCUCGCAGCGGUUUUCAAGGAGCUCUAUGAAUAACCUCGAUGGCAUAACAGGAUCUGAUAUCGAUACUCUCAUCGUUGGCCCGAAACAUGUCUCGGUCGAAGAUUUCUUUUCCGAUUUCCCUGAAAUACUUCAAAAGAUGUCUCCGGAAGGCGUAAUUGAAAAGAUGACACCCGUUCCGGAUGCGUUUGUGCCCAUUAUCAAGCUGGAGAUGGCUGGAAUUAGUAUCGACCUGCUCUAUGCUCGCCUGAUUGUUCCCUCCGUUCCGAUGAAUCUUGACCUGAAGAACAAUGAUUAUUUGCGCGGGUUGGAUGAGAAGGAGGUCCGGUCGCUGAACGGAACUCGAGUCACAGAUGAGAUUCUAGAACUUGUUCCUCAGCAAAAGACCUUCCGCCUUGCAUUACGUGCAAUCAAGCUUUGGGCCCAACGUCGUGCCAUCUAUGCCAACAUUGUCGGCUUUCCCGGGGGUGUUGCGUGGGCGAUGUUGGUGGCUCGAGUAUGUCAGUUAUACCCACAAGCCACUGGCUCUGUUGUUGUGGGCAAAUUCUUCAGAAUCAUGAAUAAAUGGGCAUGGCCACAACCUGUACUGUUAAAGCAUAUUGAAGAUGGGCCUCUUCAAAUGAAAGUCUGGAAUCCUAAGAUCUAUCCAAGUGACCGUUCUCAUUUAAUGCCCAUCAUCACACCUGCGUAUCCUUCUAUGUGUGCAACCCACAAUAUUUCGAUGUCAACCCAAACCGUUCUUCUCCGGGAAUUGCAACGCGGAGGAGAUAUUGUCGAUAAGAUCUUCGGGAAACAACUUUCUUGGAAUGAUCUUUUUACCCGCCAUACGUUCUUCACACAUGACUACAAAUACUAUCUUAGUAUUACGGCCUCGAGCAAGACCAAGGAAGCCGAAGCAGUCUGGUCUGGCCUUGUCGAAUCCAAGAUACGCCACCUUGUUGGCGCCCUUGACCGUAAGCCAAUCAUAGCGGUGGCUCAUCCUUUCCCCAAGGGAUUCGAAAGGUCCCACGUUGUUGCAAAUGCACAGGAGAUGGAAGUGGUGAAAAAUGGGUCAACGCAGUAUCAAGAAAAGGGUACAACCACUGAGACAACUGAUGAAAUCAAAGAUGCUGCACACGAAGCGGCGGCGCAGAACGGCAUGGAAAAUGCCGAGAUUCCAGAGCCCACCGAGCAGAAGGCCGAAGACGAAUCAAAGGACGAAGGCGAGAGCCGUAAAAUGUACACAACUACGUACUACAUUGGCCUUGAGUUGAAGCCGCUAGAGCCAGGUGCAUCGCGGUCUCUGGAUAUUUCUCUCGAUUCACACCACUUCAAAGGGAGUUGCACAGCGUGGCCUGGUUACCAACCAGAGGUCCAUGACUUGGCAGUCACCCAUGUUCGCAACUUUGACUUGCCCGAAGAUGUAUUCCAGCCUGGUGAAAGCCGACCUACCCGACCGAAGAAGAAAAUCAUCAAGAAGACCGACUCGGCUGGUCAAAAGCGAAGGAUUGCCGAGCUGGACGAUUCGUCACAAGGUGCUGUUAAACGCCAAGUCACUCCGAGCACUAUUUCCAGCACAGCGACACCAGCUUGA
Molecule: messenger RNA, 1890 nt
Organism: Penicillium macrosclerotiorum
Lineage: Eukaryota; Fungi; Ascomycota; Eurotiomycetes; Eurotiales; Aspergillaceae
Product: polynucleotide adenylyltransferase
Exons: 7
Coding region: 1-1890 (629 amino acids)
Cellular component (GO): nucleus
Molecular function (GO): poly(A) RNA polymerase activity; RNA binding
Source: RefSeq, a predicted model, not a curated record